GGUGCAGCCAGACGAGAAGCGCCGAGACGUCGAGGAAAGACCAGUCGAAAACUGCUGACGUUGUGGUCAGGCCGCAGAUGCAUUCUUGUUUGGGGCAGCUCCCGCAUGCACUUUAUCGGUGAACACUCGAGUUGGUGAUAAGCUAGAUUCCCCCCCAACAAAUCAACAUUAUUUGCUAAGUUCCCUGGCUGCGCUUCGUAAGUUCUCGUGUAUCAUUUAAGUGAUUGUAACCAGAGAUGACGUUCAAUUUGCGGCAAGUGUAUGCUUUUGCCCGGGAGUAUCACCAGAAGCGGGAAGCCCAGAAGGAUGUCCAGUAUGGCACGGCCGGAUUUCGAUCGCACGCUGACCAUCUGGACUAUGUGAUGUACCGAAUGGGUCUGCUGGCUGUGUUGCGAUCACGUGCCAAGGGAAGCCAGGUGAUCGGGGUCAUGAUAACGGCAUCGCACAACCCGGAACAGGAUAACGGUGUCAAGCUGAUUGACCCGAUGGGUGAGAUGCUGGAACAACGCUGGGAAAAGCUGGCCACCGACUUGGUCAACGUCAGCGAUGUCGAUCUGGAAGCGCAAGUGGCCAAGAUUUGCGCCGACGAGGGUAUCGAUAACAACAAUCCGGCCAAGGUUUACGUCGGAAUGGACACCCGGUACCACAGCCCACAGCUGGCCAAGGCAGUGCUGAAUGGGGUGGCUGCUAUGAAAGGCAGCGUUAGAGAUUUUGGCAUCGUGACGACGCCGAUGCUACACUAUUUCGUAACUUGCUCAAACACAGAUAUGGCCUACGGAUUGCCCACCGAGGAAGGCUACAUGAACAAGUUGCUCACGGCGUUCAAGAAUAUACGAGGGAAUUCUUUCGAGAAGGGCAACUAUGUAAAUAAGGUUUAUUACGAUGGUGCUAAUGGAGUUGGGUCGUUGAAAAUGUUGGGUUUCAUCAAGAAACUCGACGGAUAUUUGGACGUGAAGGUAUUCAACAGCAACGGGAAAAUCAACUAUAAUUGUGGUGCAGAUUACGUAAAGACCAAUCAACGAGCUCCGGAAGGCAUGCCGGAAUUGGAACCGAAUGCACGGUGUGUUUCGGUAGAUGGCGAUGCGGAUCGUGUGGUAUAUUACUUUACGGAUGAGGAAGGCGUUUUCCAUUUGUUGGACGGCGAUAGGAUUGCCACUUUGAUUGCUGGAUACCUCAAAGACCUAGUUGAAAAAUGUGGCGUUGAAAUCGAAAUGGGUUUGGUCCAAACCGCCUACGCCAAUGGUGCUUCAACCGACUAUAUCAUGAAUCAGCUGAAAGUUCCGGUUGCUUGCGUUCCCACCGGGGUGAAGCAUCUACACCACAAGGCACUAGACUACGACAUCGGCGUGUACUUCGAAGCCAACGGCCAUGGGACCAUCAUCUACAGCACGAAUGCAAAGGCCAAAAUCCGUGCCGCCAGUGAGGACACUGCCUUAACCCCGGAGCAACGAACCGCGGCAAAACUAUUACUCCGAACGAUUGAUCUCACCAACGAAACGGUCGGUGAUGCCAUCUCCGAUAUGCUGCUGGUAGAAACGGUUCUACAUUCCAAAGGAUGGAGUCUGAAGGAUUGGCUCGGCACGUACACCGAUCUGCCAAAUGUGCUGAUGAAGAUCAAAGUAGAAGACCGAAACGUGAUAACCACCACCGAUGCCGAAAGGGUUUGCGUUACUCCGGCCGGUGUUCAGGAUGCUAUCAACGAAAUCGUGGCGAAGUAUAACAAGGGCAGAUCGUUUGUUCGUCCUUCGGGAACGGAAGAUGUCGUGCGGGUGUAUGCCGAAGCGGAUACCAAGGAGAACACGCUUCAGUUGGCGCUUGAAGUGGCAAACGUAGUGUACGAUAAGGCGGGAGGCGUUGGCCCUAGACCGGAAUUGCCGAAAAUUUAACUUUUUUAUGGAAUCGAGGUUAUCAUCACUGCCACUGUUCAAGUAGAAUGCAUUGGAAAACUUUGAUAUAAAGUUCGAGUGAUUGGUUUUAAGUCGUUUUUGAGAUUAUGCUUUAAGCUCAACAAUAGUAUGUACACUACAUUAAGUUCUUAAUAGCUAUGUUCUAACCGUUUUAAUGAUAAAAUUUAGCUUUCGCCUACAUAUCAUGCUUUUAUUUCGUUAUUGAUAUAAAUUUGUAUCAUGAAUAAAUAUAUUUACUAGUAUUGAUUUGCAUA
Messenger RNA from Aedes aegypti (yellow fever mosquito), 2161 nucleotides. RefSeq names its product phosphoacetylglucosamine mutase (gene nst). Gene Ontology annotation, biological process: carbohydrate metabolic process; UDP-N-acetylglucosamine biosynthetic process. The transcript is spliced from 4 exons. The coding region runs from base 237 to 1886 and encodes 549 amino acids. Lineage: Eukaryota; Metazoa; Arthropoda; Insecta; Diptera; Culicidae. Gene Ontology annotation, molecular function: magnesium ion binding; phosphoacetylglucosamine mutase activity. The record is from RefSeq and is a predicted model, not a curated record.